Onychomys torridus (southern grasshopper mouse) is the source of this 1522-nucleotide messenger RNA. It is a transcript of the gene Tor2a, whose product is annotated as torsin family 2 member A. The transcript has 5 exons. NCBI's taxonomy places the organism in Eukaryota, Metazoa, Chordata, Mammalia, Rodentia, Cricetidae. Gene Ontology annotation, molecular function: ATP hydrolysis activity; ATP binding. Gene Ontology annotation, cellular component: nuclear envelope; endoplasmic reticulum lumen; endoplasmic reticulum. The record is from RefSeq and is a predicted model, not a curated record. The coding region runs from base 62 to 1027 and encodes 321 amino acids.
GAGUUGGAGUUUACAAGUCCAGGCAGUGGGCGGCCUCAGACAGAAAUCGGGCCUCAACCGGAUGGCGGUUGCUAGGCGAGGCUGCCGGCCCUGGGGCUCGAUAUUCGGGCUGCUCGCACUGGUCUUGGCCACCGCCACCGCCUGGGACGUGUCUUCUCUGCGCUGCAGCUUCGGCUCGUUCUGCGAAUGCGACUUCUGGCCGGACUUGCCGGGUCUGGAAUGUGACCUGGCCCAGCACCUGGCUGGCCAGCAUUUGGCCAAGGCCCUGGUGGUGAAGUCACUGAAGGCCUUCGUACAGGACCCGGCCCCCAGCAAACCACUGGUCCUUUCCCUGCACGGCUGGACAGGCACUGGGAAGUCCUACGUUAGUUCCCUGCUGGCACAGUAUCUCUUCCAGGGUGGCCUUCGCAGCCCUCAUGUGCACCACUUCUCACCCAUCAUCCAUUUCCCACACCCCAGCCACAUUGAGCAGUACAAGAAGGAUCUCAAGAGCUGGGUCCAGGGGAACCUCACUGCCUGUGGCCGAUCUCUCUUCCUCUUUGAUGAGAUGGACAAGCUGCCCCCUGGCCUGAUGGAAGUCCUGCAGCCCUUCCUGGGCCCCUCUUGGGUUGUGUAUGGGACCAACUACCGCAAAGCCAUUUUCAUCUUUAUCAGCAAUACUGGUGGCGAGCAGAUCAACCAGGUAGCCCUGGAGGCGUGGCGCAGCCGCAGGGACAGGGAAGAAAUCAGCCUGCAGGAGCUGGAGCCAGCCGUCUCCCGAGCUGUGUUAGACAACCCUCACCAUGGCUUCUGGCAGUCUGGCAUCAUGGAGGAACACCUGCUGGAUGCUGUGGUGCCCUUUCUCCCUCUGCAGCGGCACCACGUGCGCCACUGUGUACUCAAUGAGCUGGCUCAGCUGGGCCUGGAGCCCCAGGAGGAAGUGGUUCAGGCUGUGCUGGACAGCACCACCUACUUCCCAGAGGAUGAACAGCUCUUCUCCUCCAAUGGCUGCAAGACAGUGGCCUCCCGAAUCACCUUUUUCCUCUGAGAACUCCAGGUGGCAUCAUUGCCACUUCUGCUUAGACGGAACAAGCAGGAAAGUCCUGGGUGUCUCUAGAGGGUUCUUUCCUAGGCUGGCUGGCAAGGGGGACCCAGAGCACAGAGUUAAGAUAAAGAAGGGUGUUGGCCAGGCCAAGGAAGAAAGGCCUGGAUGACAUCUUCUCCGGGAAACUCCUGGGCACCAUGGAACCUCACAGCCUUGCCAUAGCCCUGCAGCCUGAGCCUUCUCAAUGUGAACUGUAACUCAGGGACAAAGGCUCGUGGCUGCUCCCAUCAGGGGCUUUGACCUGCACGCCUUGCCUGGCUCCAUGGCCAGAUCGCAGCCUGUGGCUGGACCUGGAAACCCAGUUAGGCCAGACUGGAACUUCACAGUUUCACCGAAUGGAGGGACUCUAGCUGCCACCUGGGCCUGGAUUUCAAAGUUUUUAAUUUUGUACAAGAAGAGAACAGGGGUAAUAAACUUAGCCGUAGGAUUGGAACAGGA